GGGAGGGAGUGCAGGGGAAUGUGCAGGGCAGUAAUGUGAUUGGAUGGCUCCCUCCUCACGGCUACACUGGUAUGUGAAACCGAAUCACUAGCAAGAUAAAGAUAGAGUACACCAGAAUAUGUGAUCAUCCCAUACAGAAUCUCAGUCCAAACCCAGUGUACAGUACCGCUGUCUCUGUGUCACCAACCAGUUGUUUUUUGGGGUUUUUCCUUGUGUUUUUUUGGGGGGGGGUUUGCCUGGAGACGUUUAAGAUUGAGGCUGUAUUUAUCUGUAUGUGAACUAGACAGAUUGCUUCGCUGUAAAUCAUGGUUCAAACUAUAGGAAUGAUUGAAGACUGUGUAAAAAGGGGGGAUACCAUGGCCGACAGAAGGCAGUUGUUUGCAGAAAUGCGUGCUCAAGAUUUGGAUCGUAUACGUUUGUCCACAUACCGAACGGCAUGCAAGAUUCGAUUUGUACAGAAGAAAUGCAACUUGCAUCUGGUAGAUAUAUGGAACAUCAUAGAAGCACUUCGGGAAAAUUCAUUAAACAACCUGGACCCCAGUGUAGAACUGAAUGUGGCGCGCCUGGAAGCUGUAUUAUCAACAAUAUUUUACCAGCUUAAUAAGCGGAUGCCAUCUACUCACCAAAUCAAUGUGGAACAGUCCAUCAGCUUGAUGUUAAAUUUCCUAUUGGCUGCUUAUGACCCGGAAGGACACGGUAAAAUCACAGUCUUCGCAGUCAAAAUGGCAUUGGCCACACUAUGUGGAGGAAAAAUCAUGGACAAAUUGAGAUACAUUUUCUCCAUGAUCUCUGACUCCAGUGGUAUAAUGGUUUAUGGGAAGUAUGACCUGUUCCUGAGAGAGGUGCUAAAACUGCCAACUGCCGUGUUUGAAGGGCCUUCGUUUGGCUACACAGAGCAAUCUGCCAGGUCUUGCUUUUCACAGCAGAAAAAUGUUACCUUAAAUUCUUUCUUGGACACACUUAUGUCUGACCCACCACCUCAGUGUCUUGUAUGGUUACCUCUUCUGCAUCGACUGGCGAAUGUAGAGAAUGUCUUCCACCCUGUUGAGUGUUCCUAUUGCCACAGUGAGAGCAUGAUGGGUUUCCGCUAUCGCUGCCAGCAGUGUCACAAUUACCAGCUCUGUCAGGACUGCUUCUGGAGGGGACAUGCCAGCGGUUCCCAUAGCAACCAGCACCAAAUGAAAGAGUACACGUCAUGGAAAUCCCCUGCAAAGAAGCUUACCAAUGCACUAAGCAAGUCUUUGAGCUGUGCUUCCAGCCGUGAGCCUCUGCACCCAAUGUUUCCUGAUCAGCCAGAAAAACCUUUAAACCUGGCUCACAUUGUGCCUCCCAGACCAGUUACCAGCAUGAACGACACAGUAUUCUCUCACUCUGUUCCCUCAGGAAGUCCUUUCACAAACAAAAUCUCUUCCCAAAAGACCUCAGAGGUAGAACAGAGCAGACAGCUAGCUAGAGCCGCUCCAACCUUACUGAAAGGCAAAGGGUUACAGUACAGCCUGGAUGUGGCAGACAGGCUGGCUGAUGAACAUGUUCUCAUCGGGGUAUAUGCCAGCAUGCUUCAGAACAACCUUUCACGAAUGCUGGACAGCCCUAGCCGCCUAGAUGAAGAACAUCGAUUGAUUGCCAGAUAUGCUGCAAGGCUGGCAGCCGAGACCACUUCAUCACACAGAGGUCCAGACAUCUCAUUUACUAUCGAUGCAAAUAAGCAGCAGAGACAACUUAUUGCAGAGCUAGAAAAUAAAAACAGAGAAAUAUUGCAGGAAAUCCAGAGGUUGCGAAUUGAGCAUGAACAGGCCUCUCAGCCCACACCAGAAAAAGCUCAACAGAAUCCAACUCUGCUGGCUGAGCUCCGGCUACUCAGACAGCGCAAAGAUGAGCUUGAGCAGCGGAUGUCUGCCUUGCAGGAGAGCAGGAGAGAGCUGAUGGUACAGCUUGAAGGGCUAAUGAAACUUUUGAAGGAACAAGAGAUGAGACAGGCAUCUCAGGGGGCGGGCUCCCCUCGCUCUUCUCCCAGUCACACCAUCAGCCGUCCUAUCCCAAUGCCUAUAAGAUCUGCAUCUGCGUGCUCCACCCCAACACACACUCCUCAGGACUCUCUGACUGGGGUUGGCGGAGACGUGCAGGAAGCAUUUGCACAGAGUGCGAGAAGAAAUCUGCGGAAUGAUUUGCUGGUAGCAGCUGAUUCCAUCACUAACACCAUGUCAUCUCUGGUGAAGGAGCUGAAGUCAGAUGUGGGAAACGAAGCGGAGGGCAGCGUGGACACAGAGUACGGAAGGGUUCACUUUGAUGAUUUGGUUCCAUCUCCAACCUCAGAGAAAGCAUUCCUUGCCCAGAUCCAUGCCCGAAAACCAACGUACAAUCAUAAUUCUUCAGAUCCCGGCAACAUUCGCACAGAUAUGGGCCGAGAAGGGCCUUAUAGCAGACGUGAGGAGGAAGCCUAUGAGAACGACUCUGUACGUCAGCUAGAAAAUGAGCUCAAGAUGGAAGAGUAUUUGAAACAAAAGUUGCAGGAUGAAGCUUACCAGGUCAGUUUGCAGGGCUGAAUGUGCUCUUCCCUUCCCCUCUCAAGCAAGCAGCAGUACGGAGAAGAUGCAUGUAGCAUGAGAAGCAUUGGUCCAGGCCAUCGCUGUGUUGUGAAUAACGCAUCUUCUGGUACAAAGAACCACAUCAGAGUCCCACAGAAUGUAGCACAGGACAUUUGUUCUAAAACAUGUAGUUUGUAGUUUGUGUUUAAUACUUAUAAAUGAAAGCUUUUAUUUGAAACUAAAGCAUAAUUAGUAUCACUGGUAGAAAAACAAAAAGACCUAGACACUUGCACAUACUGUUUGACAUAAGUUUACAGCACUCAUUGUUAUACCUAUGUUUAUAGUCUGAGCUGCCAGGGAAGAUUGCUAUGCAAUCUGGUAGAAGGGAAAAUGAUAUAUCCCUCACUGCCCAGGGGAAGGGGCAAGUAAGUAUUCAGAGGAGUAGGUGCAGGACAGCUUGGUGUGGGACUGUAUGCACACAUCUGAAUUUAUCAGCCAGAUGUAUGCAAUAAUCUUCUCUGUCACUGGCCAAAAUAUCAGAGGAGAGCCUCUCUACCGCCACAUAGUGGUGAACUAUAAGAAGCCAAUGAUUUGUAGAAUAGCUGUUCUCGGACAGAUGUUACUAAUAGAUGUCUGAGUGCCUUAGUUCCACAUGAACCUACUCAGCCACUUAUCUAGUAGCAGUAUCUAGACAAGCAGCACUGGAACCCAAUGUGUACCACAUCUUCUUGCUGCAAAAUGGCACUGUGUCUAGCUAGGAACCCUUAUGUACAAUUGGAAGCUUCCUAAAGUAACUUGCAUUGCAUUAAGGAGACCCAGGUGUGACAGAAACCAAUGCAAGUAGAAUACUGAAGUCUGCAAUGCACACGGAUAGCCAUCAGCUUCAGCUCCACCCUCUCAAGAGCAGCACUUUUUAUUUAAAUAUUCUUUGGCCAGAUUUGCACGUAAAUUGGGACUGCAGUCCUGGGUAUAAUCUUGCUGUAUCCUGUAAUGGCAAUAAGGUACUACAAGUACGCAGGAAGCCGUUCCAUAAAGUGCUUUAUGGCUAUUUCAGUCACUGGAUAUAAUUAGAUUGAUUUAAAUAUAAUUUUUAUUAGUUAUGAAAAGCUAUAGAGAUUUACUUGUGCAAAGCCCAUUAAAAUAAGAUUACGUUAGGGCUAAUUGUAUACUUUUGUAUUUCUUUUAAGAUCUCACAAAUCAGCCAUACAACUUUUUAGUGUAAAUAGCUAUACAAAUAUAUAUAUUUUUCAUUUUCAAUAAGACGCUCAUAUAUGAAAAAUAUACAACUUAUACAAUGUUCAGACUACUUAGAAUCUAGUUUUUGCAAUCCACACAGAUGCUAUUAAAACUGUGAAAUUUGUUUUGAGCUACUCAUUAGCGACUUGCUUGAUGCCACAGGGUUCUGCAGUGAGCUGCAAGUUACUCCUUGGCAGCUGAAAAAUAUGAAGAUGUUUAUAAACCACAGGUGCCAUAAAAUCCAGAACCAACCCGAAACUCAUUCUCAUUUAUAACGCUGUUGCCUCUCAGUCUUUUGCUGUUUGUUGCACAUAUAAAAUAUGAGUUGUAUAGUUUUAUUUUGCUUUUGUUUUUGAGGCCUUUUAGUUCACUAUUGCUACGUGCCAGCAAACUUAAAAGUGGACCAGUCACCUGCACACCAUUUUGUGGGCUUAACAAAUUUUCAGCCUGUAAAGUUACUAGGGACAGGGACUAUAUGACAUCACAAAGCGAAGCAUGAGGUGAGGCACGUGACGUGCCUCAUACUGAUUGGUGUCACAAGUUCCUGGGGAAUAAAUAAUCUGCAUUCUCAUAAAUAUUAGUAUAGCCCACAAAGUGGCUGCCUACAGGGAGUGUUAGCAACGGGUGUGGAUCGUUGGGUCGAUAGUAACUAGGUUGACAGUCAUUAGGUCGACCACUAUUGGUUAACAGUGACUAGGUCGACACAUGGAAAAAGGUCGACGUGAGUUUUGUUUUUGUUUUUUAAAUGGUGUGGUUUUCUUCGUAAAGUGACCGGGAACCCCAAUUAGUGUACCGUGUCCCUUCGCAUGGCUCGCUUCGCUCAUCAUGCUCCGCUGACGCUGCGCUCAGCACAGGUUACUAUUCCCAAUCAUAGUCCACAAGGAUCAUAAAGUAAGAAAAAGUUUUUUUUUAAAAAUGAAGAAAAAAAAAUGAAGAAAAACUUAUGUCGACCUUUUCAUUUGUUGACCUUUGCCAUGUCAACCUAAUGACCAUGUCAACCUAAUGCAUGUUGACCAAUAGUGGUCGACCUAAAGACCAGAUACCGUUAGCGACUGGUCCAUGUUGUGUUGUGAUUUGUGAAUGCCUUAUGGCUAGCAGACAUUUUGCAAGCGUACUAGAGACAUAACAUGGUAGCAGUAACAAGCACAGGAGCUGGCAUGUUUGAGAAAACAUAGCAGAAAGCUCCCAAACUGCUAGUGGGAAUCACUGGAUAAUGGCUGAGAGACUUAUUUGUACAGUGGAAUACCCUUAUCAUGCAGGGUUUUUUUAAUCGUUUAGUUCAUGUUUAAACAAGUAAUUUUUUUUGUUUUUGGCCUCUUUGAAUUGACUACUGGACCUAAACGUCUCUUAAAAACUGAAUUCAGCUUCAAGAGACAAUAAACACACAAGGUACCAGCGCUGGCUGUAAAAAUUAUAAAAGACGGUUUUC
Pseudophryne corroboree (corroboree frog) is the source of this 5190-nucleotide messenger RNA. It is a transcript of the gene DTNA, whose product is annotated as dystrobrevin alpha. The record is from RefSeq and is a predicted model, not a curated record. Gene Ontology annotation, cellular component: plasma membrane; synapse. Gene Ontology annotation, biological process: synaptic signaling. Bases 306 to 2543 code for a protein of 745 amino acids. Gene Ontology annotation, molecular function: zinc ion binding. NCBI's taxonomy places the organism in Eukaryota, Metazoa, Chordata, Amphibia, Anura, Myobatrachidae. The transcript has 23 exons.